GUCACUGCCAUUGCGCUGUAUCGUGCAUUGUGGGAUCGCACUGCUCGUAUUCCGCUCUCCAUCUUUGAUUUCUGCUGGGGAAGUAAAAAUGUCUCUGUUAUCCGCACGUUUGGCUGCUACUGCGGCAAGGCGUUUACCAAAUGCUGUAUCGCAGGUUAGUGCCCCAGCAGCCGUCGCCUCACGUAAGCUCCAUGUAACACCUAGCAAUCAUGGUGCGGAAAUUAGUUCGAUCUUAGAAGAACGUAUUUUGGGAUCAGCCCCUAAAGCAGAUCUCGACGAAACCGGACGAGUAUUGAGUAUUGGUGACGGUAUCGCUCGUGUGUACGGCCUUAAGAAUGUACAAGCGGAGGAGAUGGUGGAAUUUUCAUCCGGUCUUAAAGGAAUGUCCCUUAAUUUGGAACCUGACAACGUAGGUGUUGUAGUGUUCGGUAAUGACAAAUUGAUUAAGGAGGGUGAUAUUGUGAAGAGAACUGGUGCUAUUGUCGAUGUACCAGUCGGCGCCGAGCUCUUAGGACGUGUCGUUGAUGCUUUAGGUAAUCCUAUUGAUGGUAAGGGGCCAUUGAAUGCAAAAACUCGUUUCCGUGUUGGAGUAAAGGCGCCCGGUAUUAUUCCCAGAGUUUCCGUCAAAGAACCUAUGCAAACCGGUAUUAAAGCUGUAGACUCGCUUGUACCAAUUGGUCGUGGACAGCGAGAACUUAUUAUUGGAGAUCGUCAAACUGGUAAAACCGCUUUGGCCAUUGAUACAAUCAUCAACCAAAAGCGUUUCAACGAAGGAACAGAUGAAAAGAAGAAGUUGUACUGUAUCUACGUGGCUAUCGGUCAAAAGAGAUCUACGGUAGCUCAAAUUUUGAAGAGGUUAACAGAUUCGGGAGCCGAUAAGUACACCAUCAUUGUAUCGGCCACAGCUUCCGAUGCUGCUCCUUUGCAAUAUCUCGCUCCCUACUCCGGCUGCGCCAUGGGAGAAUACUUCAGAGAUAAUGGCAAGCACGCCCUGAUUAUCUACGACGAUUUAUCCAAACAAGCUGUGGCUUACCGUCAAAUGUCCUUGUUGCUUCGUCGUCCACCCGGUCGUGAAGCCUACCCGGGUGAUGUCUUCUAUCUUCACUCGCGUCUACUUGAACGUGCCGCUAAAAUGAGCGAUGCUAAUGGAGGUGGCUCAUUAACUGCUCUUCCAGUAAUUGAAACCCAAGCCGGAGACGUAUCCGCUUACAUUCCAACCAACGUCAUUUCCAUUACAGACGGUCAAAUCUUUUUGGAAACUGAAUUGUUUUACAAAGGUAUCCGACCUGCUAUCAACGUCGGUUUGUCUGUAUCGCGAGUAGGAUCAGCUGCCCAAACUAAAGCCAUGAAGCAGGUUGCCGGUUCCAUGAAAUUGGAGUUGGCUCAAUACCGUGAAGUAGCAGCUUUCGCCCAGUUCGGUUCAGAUUUAGAUGCCGCAACUCAGCAGUUGUUAAACAGAGGUGUUCGUCUAACAGAAUUGCUCAAACAGGGCCAAUAUGUACCAAUGGCCAUCGAAGAACAAGUUGCCAUUAUUUAUUGUGGUGUCAGGGGUCAUCUUGACAAACUGGACCCAUCCAAAAUUACGAGCUUUGAAAAGGAAUUCUCUCAACACAUUAAAUCGAGUCACCAAGAUGUUCUACAAACCAUCGCAAAAGAGGGCCACAUUUCUGAGUCCACCGAUGGUAAAUUAAAGAAAAUUGUUGUCGAUUUCUUGGCGGGAUAUUCCGGUUAAUUUCAAGGUUGUUAAUUAUAUAAUUUAAAAAAAUUAAAAGUGCUUAUUGCUAGUCCAGUUUUUUGACAUGAUUCUUACUUGUUACAGUUUGUAUUGUGGCUGUGGCUAAAAAUAAGCCCAUGAAAUUAGCUUAGAUCAUUGUGGCAGUCAUCAUUACUGUAAUUAGAAAACAUUUCGUAAAUAAAGAAGAGUAAUAACCCUUUUUUUUAAUUGUACUGUUAUCUGUAUUAUGUUUAUUGCCUAUAUUACCUAUUUCAAUAUAAAUGUCACUUUA
Photinus pyralis (common eastern firefly) is the source of this 2006-nucleotide messenger RNA. Its product is annotated as ATP synthase subunit alpha, mitochondrial. The record is from RefSeq and is a predicted model, not a curated record. Gene Ontology annotation, biological process: proton transmembrane transport; proton motive force-driven ATP synthesis. The transcript is spliced from 7 exons. Lineage: Eukaryota; Metazoa; Arthropoda; Insecta; Coleoptera; Lampyridae. Gene Ontology annotation, molecular function: ADP binding; ATP binding; proton-transporting ATP synthase activity, rotational mechanism. Bases 89 to 1732 code for a protein of 547 amino acids.